Molecule: messenger RNA, 1678 nt
Organism: Mollisia scopiformis
Lineage: Eukaryota; Fungi; Ascomycota; Leotiomycetes; Helotiales; Mollisiaceae
Product: glucooligosaccharide oxidase-like protein
Exons: 2
Coding region: 96-1601 (501 amino acids)
Molecular function (GO): oxidoreductase activity; FAD binding
Source: RefSeq, a predicted model, not a curated record
CCCUCCUUUGUCUGUUUGAAAGCCAUCUCUUCUACUCCGCAAUUUAAGUUGGGGGCUAUUCAUUCGUUCCUUGAAAAGUACAUUUUUAUUUGAAUAUGUCGAUUCUAGUAUCUAAAUUUUGCUUCGGCAUUCUGUUCGCUGCGGCUUAUGCCCAAGCUACUUCUGUUCUCGAUUGUCUCGAUGCGAACAAAGUUCCAUAUGUUACCUCGAGCUCGACAGAUUGGACUGCCUACCAAAUACCCUUUAACCUUCGUCUUCCAUUUGAGCCUGCUGUGAUUACUGUUCCCGAGAAUGAAGCUCAAGUUUCCGCUUCAAUUACUUGUGCAGCUGCUGCAAGCUUGAAGGUUCAGGCAAAGGGGGGUGGACAUUCUUAUGCAUCGUUCUCUAGCGGUGGCCAAAAUGGCUCUUUGAUUAUUGAAAUGGAGAACUUUGCUGAGAUUACCGUUGACCCGACCACAUUUAUUGUGAAAAUCGGUGCUGGACAAAGACUCGGCAAUAUUGCCACUGAAAUUUAUGCUCAGGGAAAGAGAGCCAUGCCUCAUGGGACCUGCGCCGGUGUUGGAAUUGCUGGACACGCAUUGCAUGGCGGAUAUGGAUACGAUUCCAGGAAGUGGGGUCUUGCUCUAGACCACGUCGUUGGUCUGGACGUUGUACUUGCCGAUGGUACAAGCGUUUACACCAAUGCAACCACCAACCCAGAUCUCUUCUGGGCAAUGCGAGGCGCCGGCGAUUCAUUCGGCAUCGCGACAAAUUUCUACAUGCAGACCGAAGCUGCGCCCGAAUCAGUGCUUUACUUCGUAGCUGAUCUUUCUGCUUCUUUGUCGAGCGCAGAAAAUGCUGCAACUGGAUUCGAAGUCCUCCAAAACUGGUCUUUUACUUCACCAGAUCUUACUCCUAACAUCACAUUCGGCACCUAUGCUGAUUUCACCAAAUCAUUCAUCAUCCGUGGUUGGUGCAUGGACUGCGACGAGGCUGUCUUCACAAAAAGCGUAUUCCCUGGCAUGCUUGCUGGUUUUCCAGGCUAUGUGCCCACUGUGCAAAAUCUCGACUGGAUCACCGCAUUGGUCGAUCUUGCUGGGGAGAAUCUGACACAGCCUUUGGGACACCUAUACACUGAGCACGAUACUUUCUACGCAAAGUCUGUCGUCAGCAAGGAAGCUGAACCAUUGAGUCACGCGUCACUCGUGAGCUACUGGAACUACUUGAUCGCCAAUCUGGGAAACAAACAAUGGUUCAGUAUUAUUAACCUCUACGGCGCUCCUGGAUCCCUCAUCAAUGCCGUCUCUCCCGAUGAAUCAGCUUAUUCUGACCGCGACUCCUUAUGGGUGUUCCAAAACUACGGUUACACUGGUACAGAGCCCUGGGACCCAACUAUCACACCCUUGAUAGACGGGAUGAAUAACGCUACAAUUGUUCCACAACCGGACGGAGACUUUGGGGCAUACCUGAAUUAUGUAGACCCAGAUCUAUCGCCCGCCGAGGCUCACUUGGAGUACUAUGGAGCUAGCACUUAUGAUAAGUUGUUGGGCUUGAAGGCUAAGUUUGACCCUGGGUUCGUGUUUUGGAAUCCUCAGGCCAUUGGAACUUCGAUGGCUCUGUAAGAUGGCUUGGUAGAUUGGUACGAUAGAAAGUCGUGACUAUCUUUGAAUAUUUAAACAUUAAUGGAACUUAACAUAAC